Messenger RNA from Aspergillus terreus NIH2624, 2313 nucleotides. RefSeq lists its product as uncharacterized. Gene Ontology annotation, molecular function: GTPase activity; GTP binding; molecular adaptor activity. Gene Ontology annotation, biological process: cytoskeleton-dependent cytokinesis. The record is from RefSeq and is a predicted model, not a curated record. Gene Ontology annotation, cellular component: septin complex; septin ring; microtubule cytoskeleton. Bases 1 to 2313 code for a protein of 770 amino acids. The transcript has 2 exons. Lineage: Eukaryota; Fungi; Ascomycota; Eurotiomycetes; Eurotiales; Aspergillaceae.
AUGACUCAGCUGGAUACCCCUCGCAAGUCGCUCUACGUCAACGGCAUCAGACGACCUUCGCCCGCAAGAGAUGCCCAUCUCUGCUCCCCUCCUCAUGCUCAUGUCCAUCUCCAUGUGCUUACCACUCCAUCGAGCACCAUGAGGCCUGUCCCCGACAUCUCCGUCCCUAACUCCCGCAAAAUCUCCAGCGACCAUCACCACCAGCAGUGGAUCGACCCCCGCAAUACCGUCCCCACGAGCUUCUUUCUGUCCCACCGCUCGCCCGAUCUCGACUCCGAGGUCCUCUCCCCGGGAGAGCCUGAUGCAUCCCACGACAGCAUGUACGGGGUCGAAAGCCUGGCCGACACCACCAACCGGGCCAGUCUAAUGUCCUCCUGGUGCGACUCCGAACAGUCCAGUCGCAAAGCCGAUUCCGACCCUACGGGUCCGUCCGAACCGCAACAACCGCAGUCUCCCACCACCAAGUCGGACGGUGAAGAAGAGUCCGCGCCUUCGCGACCAUUCGCUCGCCGCCAUUCAACCAUAAAACCCGUGGAUUCCCUGCUUCACUCCAACCGUUCCGAGUCACCCUUGCCCAUUCCCGAUCUCCCGUCCCCGCGACCCUUCACUCCGCUGAAUUUCAGCAAUCUUGAAGAUGCGCCGUCCUUGCCGAGUAGCCCCAAAUCUAUCUCCAAUCAGUCCGCGAGAAAUCUUGACGACAUAUCCAUUGCCGACGAUAUGAGUAGUCAGGCGGUGGCAUCCGGAGAGGAGGACAAUGAGUCCCGUCCGGUCCCCGACCUCGGCUCCGACAACUCCUCUCAGUUGAUCAUGCCCAUGAUCAAGAUGCCGAGUCGGAGACCGUUUACUGACCAUGGGAAAGCAUUGGGUCGGCUGAAAUUACUCAUUGCGGGCGUGUCAGGCUCGGGGAAAACGUCCCUCCUCAAAUCCAUCGUCCAAGAAUGCGAGGAUAUCGUGCAUGUCGACUCUUUGCCUUCCAUCCCCCUCUCACUGCAAUCUCGGCACUCCCGGCCCUCGCGGUCAUCCCGGCCGCACGACAUGCCAACGGUGGUUUCGGAAAUCUACGCCAGCACCAAACCGUAUCCCCCAUGGUGGUCUGAUCUGGAAGACUCCCGGGUCCUGCGAAGAAGGAAGAGUACCGGAGAUGUGGUUCUCGAACGGAACAUCUGCUUCGUGGACACUCCGAAAACGACGUUGAGUCGUGCUGGACAGACCGACGCUGUUCUUCAGUAUAUCCGCCAGCAACUCCUCCGCGCCACCACCUCCCUUCAUUCCUUCAACCACGAUUUCCAGAACUUGCUCGCCGGUAAUGGUGGGGCUCAAGUCGAUGCAGUUCUAUACCUCAUCUCCGAAGACACUCUCCCAUCUGACAUCGACUGCAUUCGCAAGCUCUGCGACUGGACCAGCGUGGUCCCAGUCAUAUCAAAGUCAGACCUCCUCACGGCCGACCAAAUAUCCGCCUUGAAAUCCAUCUUCCAUAAUAAGGCACACGAUGCGGGGAUUUCACCCUUCCUCUUCGGCGGCUCCGGCGCCCAGAUGCCGUUUGCCGUAUCAUCUGCCAAGUCAACCGAUGAUGACGAAAUGGACGCGAGCACUCUAAUGAGUCCAGACUACGUCCAGCCGCUUGUACCUUCAGAACUACCCUUACUAGUCCAGAAACUCUUCGACCGCGAAAACAUGGCCUGGAUCCGACAUUCCACUGCCAAAAAACUCUCCCAGCGUCAGCAAGACCAAGCCACCCGACGUCAGGGCGUCCCACAAACCAGUCUCCUCUCCCUUGCCCCCGGCUCCCGUAAUCAUUCCCCGGGGUACACAAUGGCCCGCAUCUCCGAUUACACCCGACACGAAGAGAAAGAGGCCCGGCUGCACCUGGCGAAGUGGGCUUCCGACCUGCAGCAAAGCCUCCAGAACGAAAGAGAGCGGUACGCCGCGCUAGCCCGGGGCGAGCGCGCCGUCUGGCUGACCGAGCGACUGGGUGAGUGCGUCGUCGACGGAUCUCUCGUUCCCAUCACUCAAACCCCCGGCUUCUCGGGUCUACGGGGACCCGUGGACAAAGCCGGUGGAAACAGCGUCGUCGUCCGAAUGCAACAACACGGCCAGCAGGUGGGAUACCAGGUCGCCCGGAUCAGUCCGCACGACCCGCUGGGUCUCGUCCAGUGGUCCGAGGAUCUCAGACGACGCGGCUGGGCCAUUGUCCAGAUCGUGGGCAGUUUUGGAGUCGUCGGGGGUCUGGCCCUGUGGCUUGCAAAGACCUGGGGGUUUCCCUCACGCAGUCUCUCGGACUGGAAAUUCGACUGGUAUGGGGGUAGUGAUUAG